Messenger RNA from Fukomys damarensis (Damara mole-rat), 15928 nucleotides. RefSeq names its product ring finger protein 213 (gene Rnf213). Gene Ontology annotation, cellular component: membrane; cytosol; nucleolus. The coding region runs from base 78 to 15476 and encodes 5132 amino acids. The transcript is spliced from 67 exons. The record is from RefSeq and is a predicted model, not a curated record. Gene Ontology annotation, molecular function: metal ion binding; ATP hydrolysis activity; ubiquitin-protein transferase activity. Gene Ontology annotation, biological process: negative regulation of non-canonical Wnt signaling pathway; ubiquitin-dependent protein catabolic process; sprouting angiogenesis. Lineage: Eukaryota; Metazoa; Chordata; Mammalia; Rodentia; Bathyergidae.
AGCCCGCAGCGCGGGGACUCUGCCCUUUCUUGCGCGUCUGCAGGGGACGGGGCUGGCGGCCAGCGGCCCCUCCAGGCAUGGAGUGCCCCGAGUGCCGCCACGUCUCCAGCGAGCAAGCCCCCAAAUUCUGCAGCCAGUGUGGACAGCGGCUGCUCCUCGAGCCUCCUGCGGCAGAUGCUGACGACUCCUUGGUGUGCUCAGCCCCCGAGGAGGAGACGGCGCUCAGAGAAGCACCCGAGGGGGAUGGGGGCCUGCAUUCGAUCCCAGGCCCUGUUGACCAGCAGGAAAAUUUAGAGGACCCCGAAUCGGACACCUCCUGGACCCUCGUCCAAAAGGGAGCGGCCCCAGAGGUUUGCGUACGUGCCGCAGACAACACAGCUGGCGAGAUGGAAGCCGUUUAUUACCCUCCGAAGAAGAAAAGGAAGCAGGACGCAGCCCUGUGGCAGGCGGAGCGUGCACACCCUGCAGAUGCAGACUGUGAGCAGAGUAAAAGGAAGAGAAAGAAGAAAAAGCAUCAGAACAUGACUGAUUCCUCAGAGCUGAGUUCUUGGUCCUCAUCUCUCUCUGGCCCUGCCACUCCAAGCUUGCUUUCAAGCCCUGGCUCCCUGGAUGCAGCCACACCCCACGGCCAAGCCCAGCAGGGUGACCCGGCCGGCGGGCCCCCCCAGACCCUGGACUGGGGGGCGCUGCCACUGGAGGAGGGCAGCCCUCUUGAUCCCCUUGUGCACGCUGAGGGUAGCAGCAGCCCCGUGCAACAUCAGACUGCUGUGCCCUCCCGAGACCGAGGCCCCUCUGCCUGUGAAGACCACCCUGUGGCUGCAGAUAUCACUCAGCAGCCUGGGUCCAGAGGGGACAGUUGUGAGCCCAAGGACGGACAGCAGGCGGAGUUGCCAGCGUCCAGGAUAACGGAAGCCAAGGACAAGUCGGCUGUUGCUGGGGGUAGAGGCAGUGAAAAUGGGGAUGGGAAGCUAGAAGACUUGAAGGAGGCGGAGGAGAGUAACAGCACUCAACCAGUGGCUGUGAAAAACAAGAAGGAGAGGAGUCAGAGCAGCGCUGCGCAGGUCACAGCGAGCACGCUGGGCCCCGGGGAAGGGAUCACCGUGUACUUCCACGCCAUCAUCGCCAAGCAGUUCGCAUUUGACCCCAGCUGCCACCAAGUGUUUGUGCGCGGGGGUGAUGGACUUGGGAAGCCAAAGUGGAAAAACGCGUGCGAGAUGCUGUGCACCACGGUCUUACAGGAGAAUGCCUGUCUCGUCGAGGGCAGCAUGGUCAUUCCCAAGCAGAGUGUGAACUGUGCCAUCCCGUAUAAGUACGUCAUUGUCCAAGGCCAAGACUCCGAGGAGUAUGAAUUCAUCUACAAGAAGCAGAAGAAAGGCGAGCCCGUCAACCGCUGCCUGUACAUGCCAUCCCACCUGGUGGCCAAAGGAGAAUGGCAUCAGUACGAUGACGUCUGCAUGAAGCCCCCUGGGAGGUUUCAGAAAGCCAAGGACUGGUUCACUGAUGGGACGAGGAAGGAGGUGGUGGCCGGGAAGCACAUGGCGACCGUGGUCAUGCUGGACCGCAUCUUCAGCGUCCUGCAGACAUGGAGCCUCAUCAACCUGAAGACCUUCUUUGCCCAGUUCCUGCAGUUCUACUCUGUCGUCCGAGAGGCUGUGGUUCACCAAGAGAAGAAGGAGACGUGGAGCGAUCUGCAGUACACAGAGAAGGAGGUGAAACAACUCCUGUGGGAGCAUUUGAAGAAGCAGAUGGCCCCGUUUGCGGAAGGCAAGAGUGGGGAAGCCCUGCCUAAAGACUUCCCAGUGAAAAGCAAACUACGGAUGGGCCUGAUUGUCCUUUACAUAGUGGAAAAAAUUCACAUUUCCUUAUCCAAAUCUGACAUCGCCCUGCUGAGCUCCCUCCUGGUCCCUACUGCCCAUUCACCAGAUACCCUGCACAGCGACCUAGACCACUUCCUCAGCACAUCCGAGAGGUGGCGAGAGUACCUGGUAAACCUGUGCCAGCAGUGCCUGGAGAAAGAGCUCCACCAGUGGCUGGGCACCCUGCCGGUCCUGCACUACUGCAUGCAGCUGAGCCCUGACCAGCACGAGCCAGUGAACCACCCGGAGGACACUUGGGCGGCCCUCGAAGGAAUCCUCUUCUCAAAGUUUCGGGAAGGCACAACCUUUCAGAAUGAAUUGCUUCAGUUUGUGGAAAGGAAGAAAUAUUUGCUGCAUCUGGAUGCGUACCUCUUCCGGUCCUGGUUUAGUUUGCUGCCUCUGGGAGCCCUGGCUCAAUAUGUGGAAAAAGCCACCGAGUUCCUGAACUGUGUGCCUGCUCACGUGCUGGACUGCUUCAUGGGGCUUGACUACCGGCUGGCGGGACUUGAGAUCUCUCACCAGAACGUGACGGAUGUUGAGGACAUUUUUAAGCAGCUGCUGCAGCUCGUGGACACUUACCAAGGCAUAAUUCUGGAGGAGACCCUGGUGCAGUACUACCUGCCUUUGGGCCUCAGGCUGCAUGAAGGUGUCUGCAGCAGCACGGAAAACUUGGGGUUCUACGAGAUCCUGGCCUUAUCUGCAGAGCUCAUCUGCAAGAUGAUUAAACUUCAGGCACUACAGGACACAGCAGGCCCAGGAGCAGAAGCCAGCAAGGCUGUGAUCCAGGGUGCUCUGACUGCCACCCGAAACUGGCUCAAGAAAGUGUUGCAAAUGAGCAUGUUGUAUCCGGCGCUGUCAGCUGCCAUGUUCACUUACCCCAAGGAGAUUAUGGUCUGGCAGCGGCUGGUGGACAUAGACUUCCCCGUGGCCCACGGCUGGAAAACAUCGCUGCUGGGAGACAUGGAAGGGAGACUCAAGCAGGCGACGCCACGCCUCCUGAUCUCUGCCUUCUGCAGCACUCUGUGGGAUGCCAACAUCCCCAACGACAGUGUGGCCAGGAGCUUCGAGAACUGUGUCUUCGAAGCUGUGAACUCUGCCUGCCAGUCUCAGACCAGUAUCCUUGAAGGACUCUCCUGUCACGAUUGCCAGAAACUUGGCAUCCUCAUGUCUGCUGUGGUUACCAAGUCCUGGCCUCGGAGCAGCGGGCAAGCAGUGGAUGACCCGGAUGAGAUUCUGAAAUACCUGCUCACGUGGCGGGAAGUGGAGCAGCUCUUCAAACUGUACGGAACCAAUGAGAAAAUUUUAGCCAAUAUUACAGAGGAAGGCCAGAAGUUGAUGGCGGUAGCCUACUCCGUGUUUACGAAAGUUGCCAGUGACCUCCAGGACGGGACCAUUUUAGUUGGACAAUUGCAGCUGAUCCUGCAGCAUAAGUCUCAGUUUCUGAACAUCUGGGAAUUGAAGAGAAAAUGUCCUUCGGUUCAAAAGGACCAGUGUAAUAUGAAGGAAGUGCUGGAAUGCAGGAAGACGGACCUGCGGAUUCUAAAGAGAGAGGCAAGAUGGGUCGACAGCCUCCUGAAGCUGUGUGGGAAGACAAGACACCUGAUACCAGUGGACUUUGGAAAGAUGGAGGCAAUACACUCUGAAGACCUCAGCACCAAGAGACUAAGCCAGGCCGUGACCGUGACACUGCCCACGUCCCCAGCCUCCAAGCACAUGACACAUUACAGCCUGAGCCCCCAGGUCCAAGAAAUGGCUGAAAUGAUAGACCUGCUGAAGGACAGCCACAUCUUUCAGAUUCUCUGGGAAGAGACCGCGGAGAGGCUGAGCAGUCCAGAAGAGGAACUGGAGCGGCCGAGCAUACAGCUUCCAGAAGUCUAUGCCUACUUGUACUUUCCUUGUUACCAAAAGUUCACUGAACUGUACCGCAAUCUGAUGUCGGGAAAGGUCACCUUUGCCAUAAUCAAUGACGUCUUCAGGGACUUUGUAGAUAAAUAUGGCGAUUUGGAUUCCGACCUCCAGGUCAUGUGUCUUGUGGACCCCAUCGCCCAGAGGGACUGGAUCCCUGUGCGCAUCCAGCAGAUCAGGGAGUACCACAGCCUGCACCGGGCCAUCAGCUCAGCCAAGGUCAUCCAGCACGUCAAGGAGAACUUUGAAUUGACGGGGGACUUCAGCAUUCUUCGCAUUUUAUUAAACUUUAACGAUGACUUCCAGAGCUUUUGCCAUGAGACACUGGACCAGAUCAGCCCACAGCUCAUCCAGGCCAAGAAGAAGCUGCAGAAUAUCAGCGAACCACGCCGCCGGUGCCUGGAGGAGCUGUCCCUGCAGACAGAGUUUGUCCGCUGGCUCCGUGAGGCGCUGGAAGGCAUCAACGAACUCAAGGUGUUUGUGGACCUGGCCUCCAUCUCAGCGGGGGAGAACGACAUUGAUGUGGACCGUGUGGCCUGCUUCCAUGAUGCCGUGCAGGGCUACGCCUGCCUGCUGUAUGAUCUGGACAGGGCAGCGGGCUUCAAGGUGUUCAUGAACCAUCUGACAGAGCUCUGGAAGGCUCUAGACAAUGACCCGAACCUGCCCAGUAAGCUGCGAGAUUCUGCCAGGAACUUGGAGUGGCUGAAGACGGUGAAGGAAAGCCACGGGUCGGUAGAGCUGUCGUCCCUGACCCUGGCCAAAGCGAUCAACAGCAAGGGCAUCUAUAUGAUUAAGGCACCCAGAAGUGGCCAGAAGAUUUCCCCGGACGCCGUCCUGAGCCUGACCCUCCCUGAGAGUCAUGGUGGCCCGGAGGAAGUGCGCAGAUACUCUUUGGAAGAACUGAAGGACCUUUUGAAUAAGCUGAUGCUGAUGUCUGGCAAGAAAGACCACAACAACGAGGAAGUGGAGAGGUUUUCAGAGGUGUUCUCCGGCAUGCAGCGGCUCCUGCAGGCCUUCCUCAACCUAUACACUGCCGGCAACAUGCUCUUCAGGGCCUGGACAGUUAAGGUUUACUGCUGCCCCAGGAAAGGUAAAUCCAUCCACAUGGACUUUGGCUUGAAGCUGGUGACCCAGCUGUCAGACAGCGGGGACGUCACCGCGUGCCUGGAAGCCCUCUGCAGGCAGAUGGAGCAUUUUCUGGACUGCUGGAAGAGAUUCGUGACCGAGAAGCGUGCUGAGCACUUUUACCUCAACUUCUACACUGCUGAGCAGCUGGUGUACCUGAGCACCGAGCUCCGGAAGCGCUACCCCAGCGAGGCCGCCCUGACCAUGCUGUCCUUCAUCAAAAGCAACUGCACCCCCCAUGAUGUCCUAAAGGCCAUUGAGGGGUAUAAUAGCAAGGCAUCCAAGUACAGCACGAGGACAGUGAUGGCAGAAUUACCACUGCAGCAGGACUCUGAGGGCGGCCUGGAGGCCAGGCUGCAGUUCAUCAUGGAGCAGUCCCUGCGGUGCCUGAGUGCCUUCCUGCCUGGCUGCCUCGACCUGGAUGCCCUCGGCUGCUGUCUGGCUCAGCUGGCUGGGAUGGGCGGGCCCCCGGUGGAACGGUGUCUCCCACAUGGCCUGCAUGUGGGCCAGCCCAACCUAGUCUUGUGUGGCCACUCUGAGGUGCUGCUGGCCGCCCUGGCCAUCUACAUGCAGGCCCCGGAUGAGCCCCUGCCCACCUUUGACGAGGUGCUACUGUGUACCCCAGAGACCACAUUCGAAGAGGUGGCACUGCUCCUACGCCGCUGCCUCACCCCAGGGGCUCAAGGUCACAAGGUCCACAGCCUGCUGUUUGCGGACCAGCUGAGCUACGAGGUGGCCUGCCAGGUGGAGGCGCUCUUCCACGGCCUGUGCACACAGCACCGCCGUGAGGACUACCAGCUGGUCAUGGUCUGUGAUGCCGCACGGGAGCACUGCCUCCUCCCCUCGGCCUUCAGCCAGCACAAAGCCCUCUUCACCCCGCAGGCGUCCCUCGUCCACAUCCAGGCCUACCUGGAGCACCACUACAAAGUUCCAGAGCCAAGUAUGGCGGCAGCUUCGGUGUUCAGAGACCGGACGUGUGUUGGGAUCGUGGCCUCCGAGAGAGCGGGUGUCGGAAAGUCUCUCUACGUGAAGAGACUGCAGGGCAAACUGGAAGAGAAAUUCAAUGCUAAAGCGAUGCCUUUGAAAGUUAUUCGGUUGACCGACCCAAAGGUGGAUGAGAACCAAGUCCUGGGCUCCCUCCUGCCUUUCUUGGCUGCAGGAUGCCAGCAGAUGCCCAUGAUAUUCCACUUCGACGUGACUGCUUCUGUACAGACUGGAGUUUGGGUGUUUCUUUUCAAACUCCUCAUUUUACAAUAUCUCAUGGAUAUCAAUGGGAAAAUGUGGCUUCGGAACCCACGCCAUUUAUACAUCGUUGAAAUCCUGGAAAAAAAGACAGUACUGCCAGAGAGGCCUUCAAAUCCGAGUGCGCAUGCCCUCCGGUUCAGUUUUCUUGAUAUCUUCCCCAAAGUCACCUGCAGACCUCCUAAAGAAGUGAUAGACAUGGAGCUGUCGCCCAAGAAGAGCUGCAAAGAUCCCGGGAUGGACCAGAGAAAGUUUCACAGUGAGACUUUCCAGAGACCUUACCAAUAUUUGAGACGAUUCCACCAAAACGAAAACCUAGACACCUUUCAAUAUCAAAAAGGCUCUGUGGAAGGCACCCCAGGGGAGUGCGUCCAAUACCUCUUGAUUUACUGUGGGGUGAUAAACCCUUCCUGGUCAGAGCUGCGGAACUUUGCUCGCUUUUUAAACUGUCAGCUCAGAGACUGUGAGGCCUCUGUCUUCUGCAAUGCAGGGUUUAUUGAGGACACAUUGAGGGGCUUCAAGAACUUUGUCGUGACCUUCAUGGUCUUCAUGGCGAGAGACUUCGCCACACCAACACUGCACACCUCUGACCAAAGCCCAGGGAAUUAUGCGGUCACCAUGGACGGGGUUGAGGAAGAAGACCUAGCCCCCUUCUCUCUCCGAAAGAGGUGGGAAUCAGAGCCUCAUCCGUAUAUUUUCUUCAAUGGCGACCGUGAGACCAUGACCUUCAUGGGCUUCUAUCUCCAGCCCAAUAACAAUGGCAGCAUCGAUGCCAUCAAUCACUUGAAUGGGAGAGUAAUCAAGAGAAAUGUCAUGACCUCAGAGCUGUACAGGGGGCUGUUGCACCAGAGGGUGCCCUUCAACAUUAACUUUGAUAACCUGCCCAGACACGAGAAACUUGAAAGGCUUUGCCAGGCAUUAGGGAUCCAGUGGCCCACUGACCCUGAUGAAACCUAUGAGCUUACGACAGACAAUAUGCUUAAGAUCCUGGCCAUUGAAAUGCGAUUCCGGUGUGGGAUCCCAGUCAUUAUCAUGGGAGAAACCGGCUGUGGGAAAACGAGACUCAUUAAGUUCCUCAGUGAUCUGCGGCGUGCUGGUGCCAACGCCGACACCAUGAAGCUGGUCAAGGUCCACGGAGGAACGACUCCCACCAUGAUCUACGCCAGUGUCAAGGAGGCCGAGAACAUCGCCUUUGUCAAUAAGGGCCAACUCCAGUUGGACACCAUCUUGUUCUUUGACGAAGCCAACACAACAGAAGCCAUAAGCUGUGUCAAAGAAGUUCUGUGUGACAGGACAGUCAAUGGCCAGCCGCUGAUGAACAGCUCUGGUUUGCACAUCAUAGCUGCCUGCAACCCUUACCGGAAGCACUCUCAGGAGAUGAUCUGCCGCCUGGAGUCAGCUGGUUUGGGGUACCGCGUCAGCGCCGAGGAAACAGCCGAGAAGCUGGGCUCCAUCCCCCUGAGGCAGCUGGUGUACCGGGUCCACGCUCUGCCACCAAGCCUGAUUCCUCUGGUGUGGGACUUUGGACAGCUGAAUGACACUGCUGAGAAGCUCUACAUCCAGCAGAUUGUCCAGAGACGGGUGGACUCCUCGCUGAUAGAUGCCAGCGAGAUUCACAUGAUCACAGAAGUGCUGUCCGCGUCACAGGGCUUCAUGAGGCAGAAAGGGAAUGAGUGCAGUUUUGUCAGCCUCCGGGACGUGGAGCGCUGUGUAAGAGUCUUCCAGUGGUUCUAUGAGCGCAGCAAAAUGCUCUUGGGAAAUCUUUACGCCUUUCUCUGCAAGUCUGGUGCCAGCAGAAAUGCCUACAAGAGAGAUCCGGUCCUCUGGUCCCUGGUGCUGGCCAUCGGGGUCUGUUACCACGCCUCUUUAGAAAACAAAGACCCCUACCGGAGAGCCAUCAGCAGGUUCCUACCGGAACCGUACACCGACAGCAAGGUGAUCCUGGAUGAGAUCACUCAGGCGCAAGAUCUUUUCCUGAAUGGCGUACCCCUCAGGAAGACCAUAGCCAAGAACUUGGCUUUGAAGGAGAAUGUCUUCAUGAUGAUUAUCUGCAUUGAGCUGAAGAUCCCCCUCUUCCUGGUGGGGAAGCCCGGCAGCUCCAAGUCUCUUGCCAAGACCAUAGUGGCAGACGCCAUGCAAGGUCAGGCUGCGCACUCCGAUCUCUUCCGCAGCCUGAAACAAGUCCACCUGGUGUCCUUUCAGUGCAGCCCGCACUCCACCCCGCAAGGCAUCAUCAGCACCUUCAGGCAGUGUGCCCGCUUCCAGCAGGGUAAAAACCUGAAGCAGUAUGUCUCCGUGGUGGUGUUGGAUGAGGUGGGCCUGGCUGAAGACUCCCCCAAAAUGCCCCUGAAGACGUUACACCCCCUGCUGGAAGACGGCUGCAUUGAAGAUGACCCCGCCCCCCACAAGAAAGUGGGCUUCGUGGGCAUUUCCAAUUGGGCCCUCGACCCUGCCAAGAUGAACCGGGGCAUUUUCGUGUCACGUGGCAUUCCCAACGAGAAAGAGCUCAUAGACAGCGCCAAAGGUAUCUGCUCUUCUGACAACCUGCUUCUGGACAGAAUCCAAGUGUACUUUGGGCCCUUUGCCAAAGCAUACAAAACGGUGUGUCAGACGCAGGACAAGGAGUUUUUUGGGCUCCGCGACUACUACAGCCUCAUCAAGAUGAUCUUUGCCGCGGUCAAGGCCUCUAAUAAGAAGCCUUCCCCACAGGCUAUCGCACAGGCUGUGCUCCGGAACUUCAGCGGCAAAGAUGACAUCCAGGCCUUGGACAUUUUCACAGCCAGCUUGCCAGAGACCAGGUACACAGAGGAGGUCAGCACCAUCGAGCUGAUCAAGCAGAACAUUUCCGGGGGGCUGCAGGGCACGGCAGGCACGGAGCUGGAAGACACGGAGUCCCGCUACUUACUCGUGCUGACGAAGAACUACGUGGCACUACCGAUCCUGCAGCGGACCUUCUUUGAUGGAGACCAGCGGCCAGAGAUCAUUUUCGGUUCCAGCUUUCCCCAGGACCAGGAGUACACACAGAUCUGCCGCAACAUCAACCGGGUGAAGAUCUGCAUGGAGACGGGCAAGAUGGUGGUGCUGCUCAACCUACAGAACCUUUACGAGAGCCUGUACGAUGCACUCAACCAGUACUACGUGUACCUCGGGGGCCAGAAGUACGUGGACCUCGGCCUGGGCACCCACCGUGUCAAGUGUCGGGUCCACCCCACCUUCCGCCUGAUCGUCAUCGAGGAGAAGGACGUCGUGUACCAACAGUUCCCUGUGCCCCUCAUCAACCGGCUGGAGAAGCACUUCCUGGACAUCCACACCGUGCUGGAGCGCUGGCAGAAGGACAUCGUGUGCCGGCUCACAGACUGGGCACAGGAGUUUGCCGAGGUGAAAGCAGGCCCAUUCCUAGCUGGGCACAAGUACAGCCCCGCAGAUGUCUUCGUUGGUUACCACUGGGACGCCUGCGCCUCCGUGGUGCUGCAGGCCACAGAGAGGCGAGGUCCCAGGCCCAAGACGGAGGAGCUGGACCGCGAGGUGAUGGAGGAGGCCAAGCUGAUCCUGCUGGACUGCGCCACGCCCGACGCUGUGGUGCGGCUGGGCACCUCCGCUCUGGGCACGUUUGCCGCGGCGGCGCUGUCACAGGAAUAUUUCUACCAGCAGGAGCAUAACUCCUUCGCAGACUUCCUGCAGGCCCAGCUUCGCACGGAGGGCCUGGAGCGCCACGCCAUCUUCACGGAGAUCACCACUUUUUCCAGGCUGCUGACCAGUCACGACUGUGAAAUCUUAGCAUCGGAGGUGGCGGGCGUGGCCCCAAAGCCCACCAUCCUGUCGCUGCAGCAGUUUGACACAGAACACUCGUUCCUCAGAGCAGUCCGAAACUGCUUAGCAAGUACAGCCAGCUGUAAAAUUCUCAUCAUUCAGACAGACUUUGAUGAUGGCCUUUACAGUGCCCAGCUCAUUGCCUCUGCCAAGUAUUCUGCUCUCAAUGAGAUCAAUAAAACACAAGGAAGGAACAGCUGUGUCUUGGUCUACUUUAUCACUAAACUGUCUCGGAUGGGAAGUGGAGCAUCCUAUGUGGGGUUCCACGGAGGGCUGUGGCGGUCCGUGCACAUCGAUGACCUCCGGAGGUCCCCAGUCAUGGCCUCAGACGUGACCAAGCUGCAGAAUAUCACCAUAAGCCAGCUGUUCGAGCCAAGCAGCAAACCUGAGCGGGAAGGCAGCCAGGAGGAAGAGAUGGACACGGACCCCAGCAGCUCAGGAGGAGCAGCUGAGACCGAAAUGGAGAUAAAGAGUCCCGAAGAGAUGGAGAUCGAACCUUCGGAUCCGGAAGGUGGCCGUGUACCAGUCCUGGACACCACCAGGUUGCUUCAAAGCUGCGUGCAGGGUGCUGUGGCAAUGCUCAGGGACCAGAACGAGGGCUGCUCCCGCAACAUGAGGAGAGUCAUCAUCCUCCUGAGCCUUCUAAACGAUGACAAUGACAGCAACGGCUUUUUCUUGUGGGUGUCCAAGAUGCGCCUCCAUGUUCUUCUGAAGAAGCAAGAGGAGAACCAGCCCAGCAGUUUGAAGGAGUGGGUGACCAGGGAGGCCUCAAAUCAGGAAGCCCUCCAGGAGGCGGGCACCUUCAGGCACACCCUGUGGAAGAGGGUCCAGGGCGCCAUCACCCCUCUCCUGGCGAGCAUGAUAGCGCUGCUCGACAGAGACGCCAACCUGGAGCUGCUGAGCAGGCCGGAUUUGCCGACCUGGGCGCGAGACCUGUGGAUGUUUAUUUUCAGUGACGAUAAGCUUCUGGACGUUCCACUUGUGCACACCAUGAGACCUAAGAGUGACAUGUCUUCCAUCCUGGUGGAGAACUGCAUGGCUGGGGGCGCCUCCAAUGACGUCCCCUUUAGCUGGAGAAUCAAGGACUACCUGGAAGAGCUGUGUGUCCAUGCUCAGUACAUCACGGAUGCCGAAGGACUGCCACAGAAGUUAGUGGAAAUCUUCCAGCAAACGCCUCUGGGUCAGUUCCUCACCCAGUUCCAUGAAGGGCAGCAGCUGGAGCUCCUAUACAGCUACUCGAAAGACUUCCUGCUCCUGACCAUGAAAGUGUCCACCGCAGAGGAGCUUGAGUUCCUGCAGAUGGCCCUGUGGUCCUGCCUGAGGGAGCUGCAGGAGGUGCUGGGACUGCCUGAGGGAGGCCUCUCCUUGCCAUGGGUGCACCUGGCCCACCAGCACUUCAGGCCGCGGCUGCAGAACUUCUCCCGAAUCUUGACCAUCUAUCCUGCGGUCCUGCACAGCCUCAUCGAGGCUGCCUCGAGGCACGACUUGGCUGGCUGCGAGAUGACACUGGACGUAUUUGCAGCAAUGGCCUGUGUGGAGAGGCUGACAGAAGACACCCUGAAGCCCAGUCCCCAGGCCUGGCUGCAGCUGGUAAAGAACCUGUCCACGCCGCUGGAGCUCAUCUGCUCAGACGGGUACCUGCAAGGCAGCGGGAACAUGAGCAGAGCUCUCGUCAGGGACAUUAGAGCCCAGUGGGAUCGCAUCUUCUCCAUUUCGCUCUUUGUGGAGCACGUGCUCCUAGGGACCGAGAGCCAGGUACCUGAGCUGAGCGGGCUGGUGACCAACUACGUCUUCUUGCUGAACAAGCGUCUUCUGGAGAACUCGGACAUCAAGAUGCACAAGCCUUUUACAGCUGUAAUGACCACUCUUUGUGAAUGCAAAGACCAUGCCAGCAAUACCUUUGCCAGGUUUGGUGUUCAGCCGUGCCCCAUCUGCCUGGGAGAUACGCAGGACCCCGUGUGCCUGCCCUGUGACCACGUGUACUGCCUGGCCUGCAUCAAAACCUGGCUGGCCUCUGGGGAGGAGUUAUGCCCCUACUGCCUAACCAACCUGCCAGACAACUUCUCUCUGACCAUUUCCCAGGAAUACAGGCAGGCCGUGGAAAAGCAUGCCCACUUCCGGCGCAUGUGCAACAGCUUCUUUGUGGACCUGGUCUCCACCAUGUGCUUCAAGGACAAUGCUCCCCCUGAGAAGAGAGUGAUCGACAGCCUGCUGGCUUUGCUCUUCGUACAGAAGGAGCUCCUGAGAGUCGGCCCACGGGGACACCGUGAACACACAAAGUCUCUUUCCCCGUUUAACGACGUUGUGGAUAAGACUCCCGUCAUCCGCUCCGUGGUGCUGAAGCUGCUGUUGAAGUACAGCUUCCAGGAAGUGAAGAAUUACAUUCAGGACUACCUGUCCCUGCUAGAGAGCAAAGUAUUCAUCUUUGAAGACAAAACUGAACUACACAUGCUCUUCAUCAACUGCCUGGAGGAUUCGAUAUACGAGAAGACCAGUUCUUGCUUCAGGAACAACGAGCUGAGCUACCUGAGAGAGGAAGCCCAUUUCCUCCAGUCUUGCUCCCCUACACGGCCUGGCCGGGAAACCACCGCUAUGGCCUCUGUCGAGUCCCUGCAGGAGUUGGCCAGGAUCCGCCUGUGUCUCGACAGGGCUUCUGACAUCCUCGCGGAGCUCCCAGAGGGCUCAGAGCUGGCCGAGGAGCGGCAGUGCUACCUACGGCAGGUGAAGCAGUUCUGUGACCUCGGCGGGAAUGACUGGUACCGUGUGUACCUGGUGAGGAGACUGUCCAGCCAGCAAGGGAUGGAUUUUGUGCAGGGGCUCUGCAGACGGAGCCACCCCUACCACUGGGCGUUCCCCAAGGGAGUCGUCACAGAGCAGAAGGACCGUCUAAGCCAGAUGGAUGGGUACCUAGUGUACGGUGACGAAUACAAGGCCGUUCGUGAUGCUGUGGGCCACGCCAUGCUCCAGUGCAAGACCGUGGGCAUUGGGACUGCUCUGAUGGCCUGCAGGAGCCCCAGGCCCCAGCAAGCAGCCUACUUACUGCUGGCACUGUACAGAGAGGUGACCACUCUGUUCUGCUCCCGCAGCGCAGACCUGCACCCUGCGCCCAAGCAAUGUGAAGCUAUGAACAAAUUCAUCGAGGAAAGCAAACUCCUGUCUCCUGAGAUCCAACGCUUUGCCACAGCCCUGGUGAGCAACAGCCUGCCGCUGCUGAGCUCAGGGCCUGGCGCCAACGGGCUGGAAGGGACAGUGGCAGAAAUGGCCAUUCAUGCUGCAGCCGUCCUUCUGUGUGGACAAAACGGAGUCCUGGCGCCCCUCAGGGGUUUGGCCUUCUCCCCGGCCAACAUGCAGUAUGCUUAUCUCCCGACCAUGCCUGAAGACCUGCUGGCCCAGGCGAGGCACUGGGGGGGCCUGGAGCGUGUCCAGUGGUACACUUGUCCCAAUGGUCACCCGUGCACCGUGGGAGAGUGCGGCAAGCCGAUGCAGCAGGCCCUGUGCAUAGACUGUCGCGCCCCAAUCGGAGGCCUUAAUCACAGACCCGAAACCGGCUUUCAGGUCAUCCAAGACAACACCGACAGAACUCAGACUGGCCACGUGCUUGGCAAACCACAGCCCAGAGGUGUGGCCGUGGCGCCCGACCGGGGGCUGUCACCGGUGGUCUUCGUUCUCCUCCGGCUGCUCACGCAUUUGGCUCUGCUUCUAGGAGCUGCCCACAGUCCCCAGGCUCUAGGCAACAUCAUUAAGCCUCCGGUGGGGGACCCAAAGGCUUUCCUGCAGCAGCACAUCCAGAGGGAUCUGGAGCAGCUGACCAAGAUGCUGGGGAAGAAUGCUGAUGAAACCAGCCUCAUGGUCCACCUGGUGCUGUGCAGGCUCCUCAGGACCCAGCAUCCCACCUUUGGCCUGAACACUUUAAAUUUUGAGGCACAAUUAUCAACCAAAGGCCAGAGAAACAAUUGGGAAAAAUACACAGAAGCUCUUCUCUUACCUGAGCUGGAGCAUCUAGAGAAAACCCUUCGUACCCUGAAUACUUUCAUCAGCCAAGAUGAGCGCAUCAGCUCCAGUCCCGUUACCAAGAUCAUAUAUGGUGACCCAGCGACCUUCCUUCAUCUGCCCCAGAAUGCUGUCCACUGCUCCAAGAUCUGGAGCUGCAGGAAGAAGUUCACAGUCGAGUACCUCCAGCACAUCGUGGAGCAGAAGAAUGGCAAAGAAACACUGCCUGUGCUCUGGGAUUUCCUGCAGAAGGAGGCAGAACUGAGGCUGGUGAAAUUCUUGCCUGAGAUAUUGGCCCUGCAAAAGAGCCUAGUGAAACAAUUCCAGAAUGUUCCUGAAAUUGCAUCCAGUUCCAUCAGAAAGUUUAUUAAAAGUCACAGUUCAGAUGGGCUGAAGAAGUUGUUUGAGGAGAGGAUCACUAUUUUUCUGUCCACAUGGAAUGCACUGAGGCGAUCGCUGGAGACCAAUGGUGAGAUCAAGCUCCCUAAAGAGUACUGCCGCUCUGACUUGGAUCUGGAUUCUGAUUUUGAAGUCAUCCUGCCACGUCGGCGGGGCCUGGGCCUCUGCUCUACUGCUUUAGUCAGCUACUUGAUUCGCCUACACAAUGAAGUUGUCUACAUGGUGGAGAACUUCUCCAAGGAAAACAACAGCUAUUCUGUGGAUGCCUCCGAGAUCACUGACCUGCAUGUCAUCAGUUACGACGUGGAGCGUGACCUGAUUCCGCUGAUUCUGUCCAACUGCCAGUAUCAAGUGGUGCAAGGUGGGGAGACCUCACAGGAGUUCGACCUGGAAAAGAUCCAGCGGCAGAUCAGGGGGCGCCUCCUACAGGGCAAGCCCAGGCUGACGGUCAAGGGGAUCCCUACACUGGUGCACAGACAUGAUCAGAACUAUGAGCAUCUCUUCAUGGACAUUAAGAACAAGAUGAAACAGAGUACCCUCCAGAGUGCAGCUAUGGGCAUCAUCAGCGGGCAGCUUCAGUCCUACAGUGAUGCCUGUGAAGCCCUCUCUGUCAUAGAAGUCACCUUAGGAUUCCUGAGCACAGCCGGUGGGGACCCAAACAUGCAGCUAAAUAUGUACAUCCAAGAAGUCCUGCGAAUGGGCGACCAGACAACUUCAGUUUUAAAGGCCUUAAGUAGAUGUCAAUUAAAACACGCCAUUGCCCUCUGGCAGUUCCUCUCUGCGCAUAAGUCGGAACAGCUGCUGCGCCUGAAGAAAGAACCAUUUCGGGAAAUCAGUCCAAGGUACAAAGAGGAUCUCAGCCUAGAACAUGCCAAGCUCCUCAGCACUUUCCUAAACCACAGCAGCCUAGACACCUUCCUCCUGGAGCUCCAUGAAAUGAUGGUGCUAAAGCUGAAGAACACUCAGGCUGAGGACAACUUCAACCCCAAGUGGAGCCUGAGGGACACUCUGAUAAGUUACAUGGAAACUAAAGACAGUGAAGUCCCUCCAGAUUUGGAAUCCCAGUUCCCAGAAGAGAUACUGUUGUCCAGCUGCAUCUCUGUAUGGAAAGCUGCUGCCACACGGAAAUGGGACCGGCAAGCGAGGUAGAGUGUGACUCCUUCAGCUCCUGUCUGGGACCCAACAGGAGAGAUGAGAUGGCUCCACCCCUCACCCAGCAGGACUCGAACUGAUUGUUGCACUUAGAGGAACUGGUGCAGCGUUGAACUCAAGUCCAUAAUACCGUUCUGCCAACAGCUCCGUGGGAGCUGCACUGCCUCUGCCUUCUAGAACACAUCCCAAAACGUUUUCGUUGUACUGUGAACACUGCUCAUUCCGGGUUAAGAGCUGCAAUUACAUGAAUUUGGAAAUCAGACCCCAUCCUGUGUUUUCCAGGAGAGACAAGUAGUGUCAAAGAGAUGGUCAUGUCCACUCAUGGUCUGUCUCAGGCCUGCCAACCUCUUUCUUUGAACUUCUGGGCCACAAAGGCCCUUCUUCCUCCCAUUACUAUGUAAAGAGGGGAAGUGAUAUGUCCUUUUAUUCUACUCUAUUCCACACUCACA